Molecule: messenger RNA, 333 nt
Organism: Neurospora tetrasperma FGSC 2508
Lineage: Eukaryota; Fungi; Ascomycota; Sordariomycetes; Sordariales; Sordariaceae
Exons: 5
Coding region: 1-333 (110 amino acids)
Source: RefSeq, a predicted model, not a curated record
AUGGCUUUGACUAAAAAACUUCUGAGUGCACGUGUCCAUCGAACACGAUUCAAUAUCGUCCACGCAAGCCAGGUGAACAGAAAAUCCGUCAUUGAUCCCAUUUCCUCCAGGCAUCAAGAGACGCCACCCAGGAGUAAGGUAAGGCCAAUACGACUGCUGGCACUACAUCACGGUGCGAUACUGGCCCUGCCGUCGCGCAAGACGAAGAAGAAUGAUGAGGAGAGCAAGCCUGAGAAGAAGAGGAAGAAGAGCAAUGUGCCCAGAGCGGCAAUGCAGAGAGCUAGCCCAGAUGCUGGACAUGUCGGGCAUGUGUCCGGGUAUCACGGGUUGUGA